ACGAAAAGCGGCAACUGUAGAUACCAUCUCUCUCUAUUUGGCCACUCCCUCGUCAAACUAUGUCGACACUCUCUCUUAAUGCCAAUGAAAUUUCCAUCAAUUCUCUCUCCCUUUCUCAUUUAUUCUUUUAUCUAAGCUCUGUUACUUGGCGCACGAUAAGAUCAUCCUCGGACGAGCUUCGCUUUAUGGACUUUACACAUACGAUUGGGAUUUGAGUUCUUUUCAAAACCCUCAUUAUUUAUAUGCGUAGGAACCCAUUCGUGAUUCAUUAUCAAUGUUUUUCUUUGAGGAUCUCUGGGAGUUGCUUUGCCUCGACCGUUUCAGAUUAAAGACUCGAGCUUUCUCAGACUCUUUAAUUCAGGGAAUUUCCGAACCUAUGACGAACACGAAGUGCCUAUCCUCCGAAAUUGAAGCUUGCCGAGACGACUCGGCCGCACUCGUCCUCAAACUCAUUGCCAUCGCCUCUAUUCUUCUCGCUGGCAUAGUUGGCAUCGCUAUCCCUCUCAUUGGAAAGCAACGCCGUUUCCUUCGUACAGACGGCAGCCUCUUUGUUGCUGCAAAGUCCUUCGCGGCUGGCGUGAUUCUCGCCACCGGCUUUGUUCAUAUGCUCUCUGGUGGAUCCGAGGCCCUCACGAAUCCUUGCCUGCCCAAGUACCCAUGGUCCAAGUUCCCAUUUUCAGGUUUUUUUGCUAUGGUGGCUUCGUUAUUGACUCUGCUUGUGGAUUUUGUGGGCACUCAAUAUUACGAAAGAAAGCAGGGCCUGAACAGGGCAAGUGAGGAGCAAGCAAGGGUUGGCUCGGAUGAUGCUGUUUCUGAAUCGGGUAUUGUCCCUUUCGCUGGUGCGAAAGAACCCAAUGGACCUAAUGGAAAGGUGUUUGGGGAAGAGGAAGGCGGUGGGAUGCACAUUGUGGGGAUGCACGCGCAUGCGGCGCACCACAGACACAAUCAUCCUCACGGGCAGGACGCAUGUGAUGGGCACAAGCACGGGCAAGGGCAUGGUCACGGUCACAGUCAUGGACAUGGACAUGGGCAUGGUCAUGGAUUUAGUGAGGGUGACGAGGAGAGUGGUGUACGACAUGUCGUAGUCUCGCAGAUACUGGAACUUGGGAUUGUUUCUCAUUCUGUCAUUAUUGGAUUAUCACUGGGAGUUUCACAGAGCCCAUGCACUAUAAGACCCUUAAUAGCAGCAUUAUCAUUUCAUCAAUUCUUUGAAGGGUUUGCUCUUGGGGGCUGCAUCUUGCAGGCACAGUUCAAGACCCUGUCAACUGCACUAAUGGCUUGCUUUUUCGCCAUAACAACUCCUGCUGGAAUUGGAAUUGGGACAGGCAUCUCUUCAUUUUACAAUGCACACAGCUCGGGAGCUCUAAUUGCCGAAGGCAUUUUAGAUUCCCUGUCUGCUGGAAUUCUUGUUUACAUGGCUUUGGUGGACCUGAUAGCUGCUGAUUUUCUAAGUAAGAGGAUGAGCUGCAAUUUUAGGCUUCAAGUAGUGUCUUAUUUCAUGCUCUUUCUUGGAGCAGGAUUGAUGGCUUCACUUGCAAUCUGGGCUUAGGUUAUUCUUUUCUUCUUCUUUUUUUUCUCUUUUUAGGUGUUUAGUAAUGAAUGAGAACAUGCAAAAAUUCGUUAAAUUCAUAAGUUUUUGUAUUGUGUUCAGGAGAGAAAGGGAAAUUAGGAAGGCGAUGAACUGUUGUUGUAGUCUUCAUAUUGUAGUUUCUCUUGAAAAAAAUCCUUCCCAAAAAAAAAAAGAAA
Molecule: messenger RNA, 1746 nt
Organism: Manihot esculenta (cassava)
Lineage: Eukaryota; Viridiplantae; Streptophyta; Magnoliopsida; Malpighiales; Euphorbiaceae
Product: zinc transporter 4, chloroplastic
Exons: 4
Coding region: 275-1549 (424 amino acids)
Biological process (GO): zinc ion transmembrane transport
Cellular component (GO): plasma membrane
Molecular function (GO): zinc ion transmembrane transporter activity
Source: RefSeq, a predicted model, not a curated record